Molecule: messenger RNA, 960 nt
Organism: Desarmillaria tabescens
Lineage: Eukaryota; Fungi; Basidiomycota; Agaricomycetes; Agaricales; Physalacriaceae
Exons: 15
Coding region: 1-960 (319 amino acids)
Source: RefSeq, a predicted model, not a curated record
AUGGUGGAACGACCUACGCAUUUUCUGUCGAUACCCCUCAGCCAAGCACAUCCUAUUCUUCGUGCAAGAGUUGCCGAUCUCCUUCCCGCACCAGACUCUAAGUACGCUGCUCGCAGGUCCUCAAUGCAUCCACCUUAUUCUUCCCUCACUCCCGAGACCCUCCCAAUUGCACUCAAUCUCCUGCACUGCCCGACGCUCCUUCCAAUCAUAGACCCACCUCCGACCAUCACUCUCGACACCCUCGAUGUCCUCAGAAGGGAAUCCUGUCUUUUUGCCCACGUUUUAUGGGUCGGUCCAUCCAUCUCGUCCCGAGCGUUUGUUCAGCCGAUCAAUGAGAUCUUCCGUGAUGAGGGCUUCAUAACGGAUACGCGUCUCCUGAAGCUGCACAUGACGCUCAUGAACAACUUUGAGGACGAUGUGUACGGAAAGCUAUAUCCUGGAGGCUACGGUUCAAAGGAGGGUCGAGACGAUGCCUCUGAUUAUCUUCGUCACCCUCUCAGUCCUUACUCUCGAGGAGGCCGUGUUACCAUGAGGUUACGAUUCAAGCCUGUCCCGCCAUCGCAGCUCUUAUCCUCAAGGACAGCUCUGCAAUUAUCAUAUCCACACGAAGUUCUGAGUAAACCACUCGCGACAGCUAUGCGUCAAGCCCAGAUUAUGACUCCCUCCAUGCUUGACGAUAACAUCGUUCUCGUAGUUAUGGUUCUUGUGAGGUGUCGUUUAUACUUGGAAUAUUCAACAUUAGUUCUAGACCUACCUUGGGUAGUCACCGAGAAUAAGAGUUGGAUUCGAGCAGGGUUCGAUUCCCUUGCUUACCAGCUGUUUCCUAGGGGUACUAGUUUAAAUUGGGUGAUGCACGCGGUCUACGAGAAUAACAGCAAAAAGGUAAAAAGUGAAAUUACAGCUGCUCCAGGCCUGGUUCUGACAUGGGCUCGCUCGCAAGGGAAGAUCACAACAAUCUAG